CGCGGACGGGGUGUCUGUAGCCCGAUGGCCGGAGCCGCCGAGCGCGCGCGCGCUCGCUGUAUCGAUCUAAGGGGCUCGCGCCGCCCGUCCGCCAUCGGUCGCCGAUCAUCCGAUUGAUUUACGGUCUUUCAUCUCUCGCCUGUGAUCUGAUCGGAUGUCAUGUGAUCCGCGGGAACCUCGGCCUGGUGGUGGCAGCAGCGCGGAAGGGGGGGGGGACUGCGUCUUGCACCCGGGCGGAGAGGAAACGAGCCCCUCGGGUGGUGGUGAUGGUGGUUGGGGGGGGGGGUAUUUAAUGUGGCUCUGCGAGCCUUUCCAUCCCUUCUCAAGAGGAAAACAAAAGCAGAUGGGAGCGACAUAUGGAGAGUGGAAGAGCUGAGGGGUCGUCAGGAGGACCCACGUCUCCCGACCCGUUAAAUCAUCAUCAUCAUCGUCGUCGGCACGUCGCUCCAGGGAGCCGGGAGCGUUCAACGGAGCGCACGUGCGCUCGCGACGCGCUUCCCUGCGUCUCUCCGGCGCCGUUUCGCACCCGCGCCUCGAAGGACGGCCGAAGAUCGCGGGAAGGAAGCGGGAGCGCGGCGCCACCCGGCCGGCGAUCCUCACCGUGAAGCCGUGUGUGCGUGUGUGCGCGCGCGGUGUGCGUGCGGUGCGUGUCCAGCGCGAGCCGAGGCGGCCAUGGUGGAGCGAACGCCGCGGACUGUCCUCAUGGAGAUGGCUGGGCUGCCUGUGGAGCUGUGGCGGGUCAUCCUGGCCUACCUGCCCCUGCCGGACCUGGGCCGCUGCAGCCUGGUAUGCCGGGCGUGGCGCGAGCUCAUCCUCAGCUUGGACAAGACCCGCUGGCGCCAGCUGUGCCUGCGGUGCCCCGAGUGCCGGCACCCAAACUGGCCCAACCGGCCGCACGUGGAGCCGGCCUCCUGGAGGGAGGCCUUGAGGCAGCACGCCCUGGCCAGUCGCACCUGGAGCCAGAAUGGGCCCGAGCUGGACUCCGCCGCCUGCCUCUAUCUGUUCCGCCGUAGGAAGGACCGGCGCGUGUGGCACGUGGGUGCGGGAGGCGAACUGGAGACGCUGCGGGGAGCUUUGACGGUUGCGGGCCCCUACGAUCGGGUGGUCCUGCACCCGGGGGUGUACGAGGAGCAGACGGAGGUGGUGCUCAAGGUGCCGGUGGAGGUGGUGGGUAGAGGGAAGCUGGGAGAAGUGGCGCUCCUGGUUAGCAUUGAGCAGCAGUGUCCCACAGCGCGCCUCUGCAACCUGGUCUUAAUGCCGGCGUGGUUUUCCCCCGUGGUCUACAAGACUUCAUCGGGUCACGUGCAGCUGGAUAACUGCAACCUGGAAGGUGGCCAGCUGCAGGUUCGAGGCCCCGGGACGUGCCAAGCCAGGUUCUGCUCCUUCGGACAAGCAAGCGGCGCUCACUUCCAGGGAGUGGCGCUCAGCCUGCUGGAGAGCUGCGACUUCUCGGGCAGCGAUAGUGCUUCCGUCACCGUGGAGGGCCCUCCCAUCUCUGACCGCAACUGGGCCUGCAAGCAUCUCGUCGCGCUGGCAAAGUCCUCCACGUUCGUGGCUGCUAGCGCGGGGGCUGCGGCGGCAGCAGCAUCGAAAUACCCCGCCGAGGAACGGGAGGGUCGGGAGAGCUACCCCGGGGCCCAGGAGGAACUUUGCCGGAAGGGAGGAGGUUGGGAUCCGGGGCGCUGGGCGAGCGGGCGGAGGGAGGAGCCCUUCACGGAGGGCACCGUCAUUGAAGACAGCCACAGCGAGAGCGAGCUGAGCGAAGGGGAGGAGGAAGGCGAGGCGGACGACCAGGAUGCGGAAGGGGCUCCCCGCUGCCGAGCUGUGCGCAAGCUGCCCCACACCCCUCACGGCCUCUCCCACAUGCUGGAGCAGACGCCGUGCUCCGCCCCCGCCAGCCCUCCGGCCACGCCUCCCGAACUGUGCACCCUCCAGCAGGAGCUGCAGCGCGACCGGGAGGCCCAGGCUCUGGCCGACUCGGUCCAGGGCUGUCUGGUGCGUGGCUGCCUGUUCCGCGAUGGUAAAGGCGGCGUGUUGGUGUGUAACAGCGGUCAGGCCCGGCUGGAAGGAAACGUGUUCCGCGGCUUAACCUACGCUGUGCGGUGCAUCCAGAACGCAAAGAUCGUCAUGCUGCGCAAUGAGGUGUGUGGGUGUAGAGCGUCCGGCGUGUUCCUGCGCCUCUCCGCCCAGGGCCUCAUCGCCGAGAACAACAUUCAUUCCAAUGCCGAGGCCGGGCUGGACAUCCGCAAGGGAGCCAACCCCAUCGUCCUGUGUAAUAGGAUACACAGCGGUCUGCGUUCCGGCAUCGUCGUCCUGGGAAAUGGGAAAGGUUGUAUCCGCAGCAACCAGAUCUACGGAAACAAAGAGGCGGGAAUCUACAUCCUGUACAACGGGAACCCGGCGGUGAGUGGUAAUCACAUCUUCCAGGGCCAGGCAGCAGGCAUCGCGGUUAAUGAGAACGGCAAGGGCCUGAUCGUGGGGAACGUGAUCCGGGAGAACCAGUGGGGUGGAGCCGACAUCAGGAAGGGCGGCGACCCCAUUCUUCGCAACAACUUCAUUUGCCACGGCUACUGUGACGGAGUGGUGGUGGGGGAGAGGGGGCGGGGCCUCAUCGAGGGAAACUACAUCUACUGCAACAGGGGCUGCGGCGUGUGGAUCAUGUCCUCCAGCCUCCCGCAGCUUUCCGAGAACCGCAUCACGCAUAACGGCAUCUACGGCGUGGCCGUCUUCUGCCAAAAGGACAGCGAGGGCGCCGCCGCCGGAGACGGCUACUUCGCCGGCCAGGGGGCGGGCGGGAUCGGGGGAGUGGCUGGAGGGGCGGGAGGGGGAGGUGCCAAUGAGAAUUUUAACGAGGAGGGAGAGCUGCUGGCGUGGGAGAGCGACCUGGACAGCGACGACGAGCGAUUCUCGUCUCGGCGCCCGGUGGGCGUGGCCUUGCUGGAGGCCAACUCCAUCAGCUACAACGGAGUGAUAGGGCUUUAUAUCAAGAGCAGCGAAGCCCUGAACGUGGUGGGUAACGUGGUACAUGGCAACGGGGGUGCCGGCGUGGCGCUGCUCCAGAACACGCAGCUCUGCCGGCUGGUUGCCAACUGCAUCUGCAACAACGCCCACACCGGGGUCCUGGUGGAGGCCGGAUGUCGCGCGGAGCUCCGCGGGAACGGCAUCUACGACAACGGCGGCCACGGCGUGAGCUGCCGCGGCGACGCGCAAAUCGUGGAGAACGACGUGGUGGGGAACCGCGGCUGCGGCAUCCGUGCGAUGGAGCCGGCGGACGUGAAGAUCCUGAGGAACCGUAUGCAGCCCGUUCAGGGCUGCGGCAUCCUGGUGCUGGAGUGUGUCAAGGGACUCGUGCAGGAGAACGUGGUGUACCAGGGGCGCACCGGCGGCGCCAAGCCCCUCCUCCAUCAGGCCCCCGACAACAGCGGCUGUCUGCUGCUCAACAACACCCUGGUCUUCUCCGACAGAAGAAGUGUCGGCCAGACUGACCCACCCUGGGCGUUGGAGAAUCCGCCACCACGUCCCCAGUUUGAGGGCCAACUCAGCGCGGGACCCUCCGGACCCCCCGCCCAACGCACCGUUGCCAUAACUGCCAGGAUCAGUGCCAGGGUGGAGAGCGGCUGCCAUAGUAACGGAAGUAUCCUCUGUACCAUCCUCUGAGCUGCACCACACGUCCUUCGUGGCCUUGCUGAUGUUCCCGGGACAUCUGAGCAGGAGAUCUUUGUUCCGACAGUGAACGGAGAAAUGUAACUGGCGAAUACCGGCUCACGGAUGGCUAAUCCACGGAGGAAAAGGGAGGUCUGCGAGGUCCUCGUCUCCGCCCAAAGCUGCUGUACUGUCUGUCCCACGUUCCGAAAGUGCCUAUUUAUGUCAUUUCUCACGAAGUACCAUCUCAGCACAGUCGAGACUCCGUUUGAGUCACCCCCCCCCCCCCCCCGUACCCACAAUGCACUUGUGCGCAGGGCCGGCCUUAGGCCGGUUGAAUCUAUUUGACCCAGUAGGCCGCGUUCCCGCAGCACACCGCACGCAGCGCCGGUCCGGGAAAUGGAAGCAGCGAAGGCAAUUCUUCCUUCUUUGUACUUUGGAAAGCCUGCGAACGACCCGGAAUUCCUGCCUCUGAAUGCGAGAGUCACACGCGCACGCGUAUUUUUGCCAAUAGCGGCCACAGUCGUGUCUGGAGAAAGGCUUUUUCAGACGCUUAUCCCAAUUAAAAUGAGUCACAAAUCCCAUCUAAGAUCAAACGCGCUCCAGGAUAGACAGCGCUGCAGUGUUAUCCGCAAAUCGCGAUGAAGCAAAAAGACUCAACUUUAACAAACUUUUCAAAAAAGUGCGUAGAACAGAAAGGAA
This is a messenger RNA of Scleropages formosus (Asian bonytongue), 4344 nucleotides long. RefSeq names its product F-box only protein 10-like. The record is from RefSeq and is a predicted model, not a curated record. NCBI's taxonomy places the organism in Eukaryota, Metazoa, Chordata, Actinopteri, Osteoglossiformes, Osteoglossidae. The transcript is spliced from 11 exons. Gene Ontology annotation, biological process: ubiquitin-dependent protein catabolic process; regulation of apoptotic process. Bases 673 to 3657 code for a protein of 994 amino acids. Gene Ontology annotation, molecular function: protein binding.